Danaus chrysippus (African queen) is the source of this 219-nucleotide messenger RNA. Lineage: Eukaryota; Metazoa; Arthropoda; Insecta; Lepidoptera; Nymphalidae. The record is from the annotation of a GenBank genome assembly.
AUGCAUCGCAAACCCGCCAUAGGCUUCGGCGGAAAUUGCGUGCCUCCCCAUCCACCUCAACGGGCUGCUGAACCCUCAUGGUCCAGGCCUGGACGAUUGACGCCUCAACCGCCAUCUGUCUCUCCAGCUUGGUUCGAGACCAACGGGGAAACUCCGACGAGCUCCCUCCAGGACGACGAGGAGGCAAAGAGCCCUCCUGUGAGGCCACCUCGAACCUGA